This is a messenger RNA of Rattus norvegicus (Norway rat), 1856 nucleotides long. RefSeq names its product profilin family, member 4 (gene Pfn4). Gene Ontology annotation, cellular component: cytoplasm. Gene Ontology annotation, biological process: flagellated sperm motility; spermatogenesis; acrosome assembly. The transcript is spliced from 4 exons. Gene Ontology annotation, molecular function: actin binding. Bases 884 to 1273 code for a protein of 129 amino acids. The record is from RefSeq and is marked provisional. NCBI's taxonomy places the organism in Eukaryota, Metazoa, Chordata, Mammalia, Rodentia, Muridae.
GUGCUUCGCCUGCCCCUGGCGGAGCCUCGCCUUCUCUGUAGCCCUGGUACCCGGUGUUUAGUUCCCGGCCUCCCCGACUUUAGAUUCAGUUAGGCUACCGGCCUCCCAUCAAUCAGUUCUCAGAAGGGAGCGGCAGGAGAGUCGUUCGCCUUACUAGGUACCUGCGGUGAACGAGUGUUUGUGGCAGUUGACCCUAUGAGGGCCGUCCAAGAUGGCAGCCCAUGAGCAGGAAAUGUAGCUCCAAAGAGCUUCCAAGGCGGUCUUAGAGCUCAGGUUUGCUGACCAGUGUCUUGUCUACAGCGUUGAUGCUGGCCAAGGAGGAGGAAUGAAAAAAUUACCUUUUUUAAGUCAUUGGUGCACCUUAAGUGGUUUUGAAAUUUUGUGGAUAACUGGUUGCUUUUUUUUGUUUUUACUUUAUUUUACUUUUAUUUAUUUGUUUGUUCAUUUUUGCGGGGCUGAGAACUGAGUGGAGGAUUUUACAUACCCAGCUCUACCGCCAAAAAUUAUUCUCAGAUCUUUAUUUUUUUUAAGACAGGGUCUCUCUGGCCUUGAACUUGUGACCUUCCUGUCCUUAGAGUACCCAAAGUAAUAGGCAUGGACUUUUUGUUUUUAAAUCUCAGAUAAAUCAUUAUUAAAUAGCUAAAAAUAUUGAGGCUCUGAUUUUUUUUUUCAAACUCUAUAAGCCACUCUGUGAAUUCUGAUUUUUCUAUAAUAGUUUUUCUUUCCCUCUGAGUAUUGGUGAACACUGGAUGAUGGACCACCAUUUUCACUCGUCCAACAUUUUAAAGGACACACACUGAAAAUAAAACUGAAGCGUCAGAAGCACUUGAAUUCUCACUCGUGGACUCUUCAACUACUGUUUCCUGUUCAGAGCUGAGGAAGCAUGAGUCACUUGCAAAACUUACUGUUAGAUACCCUACUGGGGACGAAGCAUGUGGACGGUGCAGCCCUCAUCAAACUCCAAGAAAAGACCCUGUGUGUGACAUCACCAGGAUUUAGUGUAAUGCCAUGUGAUGUUCGAACACUUUUGAAUGGAUUUGCCAAAAACCCAUUAUUAACCCGAAGGGAAGGGUUGUAUUUCAGGGAAAAGGAUUACAAAUGUGUCCGGGCAGAUGACUGUUCUCUCUAUGCUAAGAAGGAGAACACUGGUGUGGUGGUGGUGAAGACCCACAUGUAUCUUCUGGUGGCAACCUACACUGCAGGCAUGUAUCCUAGUGUCUGCGUGGAAGCCACAGAGAAGCUGGGAGAGUAUCUAAGAAAAAAAGGAAACUAAGACAUCAGAUAACUAGUGAAGACGACUUCGUUGUUUUAGAAAAAAAUGUAUAGAUCCUUAAGAAAAAUAUUUUGUGGUUGAAAAUAGUGUGGAAGAUUAAAACAAAGACUGAGUUAAGGGAACAGGUUUUCUGAUUUCAGAUCAUCCUCUCUGGCUGGAAGGACCUAACCAGCUUGUUCCUUUUCUUUAAGCAUUGGUCACAGACAUGACACCUGAGUGCAUUUAUGGUUUUUCAUAGGGCAAGUCCACUGAGAGUCUUACCUCCAAGUCCCCAUACAUCUUGCCAGAUAUGCCAAGAACAUAGGCCCUGGCCAUUCAUGUGUGAACCGCGUGCACGUCGAAGUUAGAGGGCAGCCAUGGGAGUCACUUCUCUUCUUCUGGGUGAUGGGAGUGGAACUCAGGCCAUAAGGCUUGGUGGCAAGUAAACCCACUGAGCCAUCUCAUGAGUUCCCAGAACCACUCUGCACCUAGGCCAUGUCAGUCUCGUGCCUCCUUAAGUUUAAAGUAAUGCCUGUAGAAAAAACCUGCUAAGUGCUUUCUGUCAAAGAAGGGGAGUUCCUGAUUCAGUGCCCCUUUAUUAAAA